CAGAAAAAAAAAAAGAAGAUCAAAGAAAAAGUAGACACUUGCUCAAACAUUGUCUUAAUGGCGGAUACACAUCGCGUCGACCGUACCGAUAGGCACUUGCAAUUUCAGUCGCCGUAUGAAGGUGGCCGAGUGAAUAUUCAGUUUGAAGGCGGUGGUGGUGCUGGAGGUUACGGCCAAUCUGGCUAUGGUGGUGGUUAUGGCCAGUCUGGUUACGGUGGUGGUGGCUACAAGAGCAUGAUGCCGGAAAGUGGCCCAUCUAGCACCCAAGUAAUAUCUUUUCUGGUUGGAGUCCCUAUAGUCGGUUCGCUACUUGCCAUAGCCGGUUUACUUCUAGCCGGUUCGGUGAUAGGUUUAAUGAUCUCAAUACCGCUUUUCCUGCUCUUCAGCCCGGUAAUAGUCCCAGCGGCUAUAACCAUCGGGCUUGCAACGACGGGCUUCUUGACCUCCGGAAUGUUUGGUCUAACCGGGCUUAGCUCAAUCUCGUGGGUCAUGAACUACCUUCGUAGGACCAGGGGGAGUGUGCCUGAUCAAUUGGACUAUGCUAAGAGGAGAAUGGCUGAUGCUGUUGGCUACGCUGGACAGAAAGGUAAAGAAAUGGGCCAGUUCGUACAGGAUAAGGCUCAUGAAGCAAAACAAUAUGAUAUUUCUAAGCCACAUGAUACUACUACUACCACUACUACUACUGCUACCAAGGGUCACGAGACUACUCAGAGGACGGCAGCGGCAUGAUGAAGUUCUGUUUGAGGGGUUAUGUAUUUUCACUAUGAUGUUAAGUUCUUUUGUUAUCUUUUAGUUUCAAGUCAAGAACCGUGCAGUGCGGUGUCUUUUUAAAAGCAUAAACUCUCGUCAGUGCUGUACUUCAAUGGUCAAUAAGUUCUACAUCGUCUUUAUGUCAGAAACUAUGGUUGUUAA
Raphanus sativus (radish) is the source of this 912-nucleotide messenger RNA. RefSeq names its product oleosin 21.2 kDa. The transcript has 2 exons. Bases 58 to 729 code for a protein of 223 amino acids. Gene Ontology annotation, cellular component: monolayer-surrounded lipid storage body; membrane. NCBI's taxonomy places the organism in Eukaryota, Viridiplantae, Streptophyta, Magnoliopsida, Brassicales, Brassicaceae. Gene Ontology annotation, biological process: response to freezing; seed oilbody biogenesis; lipid storage. The record is from RefSeq and is a predicted model, not a curated record.